Molecule: messenger RNA, 2136 nt
Organism: Puccinia graminis f. sp. tritici CRL 75-36-700-3
Lineage: Eukaryota; Fungi; Basidiomycota; Pucciniomycetes; Pucciniales; Pucciniaceae
Exons: 7
Coding region: 1-2136 (711 amino acids)
Source: RefSeq, a predicted model, not a curated record
AUGGAAGAGCCGGAAAACACUAGAGCCCAAGAGAUGUGGAAAGACGGCUUCAUUGAAGUGGCCAACGGAGAAUGGAUGAACAAACAACAAUUCAACUCAGCCAUCCAAGACUAUCCUGACCUGAUGUUCAAUCGUGACAUCCCAAUCCAGUUUGGUCGGAUGGCUAAUCAGAUGAAGACCCAACCAGCCCACACCCAAAUGCAAAGAGCAGUCAGUGGCCUAUCUAUACCCAAACCACCAGCCCACGCCAGAGCCGACCGAUCAUCUGACCCUCAAGUAGCUUCUUCCAUCCAGCCCGAAACCACCGGAAUCCCAAAACCGCAGGAAACGAAAGGUCCCCUGAAUGACGUUGAACCUCCAGCCAAAAUAUAUCCAGAAUCGUUAUCCCAUGUCACCCCACACCCCAGCCGAAAACUCUCUCGAAUGCCAUCAACUACCACAACCAUCGGAGCCGCCCUGGGUAUCCCCAGCCUUGCCAAGGCAUCACUCGAUGAGAUGAAAGACAUGCAUUCCAUAUGGAGUCGAACCAGGGAUCACCUGUGCAAAUCAAUGGAAGAAUUGAGAAUCGCUGGACACCACAUCAAGACCCCUAGCGCUUAUGAUAAUCUGGCUGCCCACAAUAGCCUGGUUGACAUCUUUUGCAGCCGGUUACAAGGGAGAAUCCAGGCCGCAGAAAAAUCCGGAAUAUCCAAGGAAAUCGAGGUCGUCGACUUGAUUGACUUGACAGGAGACGAUAACGACUAUCCUACCAGCUGCUUAGGUGAGGGACGACUCAAGCGUGCUAGUCGCCUGUCUGAUAUUGAAGACGAAGACGAAAGCCCUGUCCAGACCAAGAGGGCACGAAAAUCAUCCAAUGACCGACCACCCAAGAUCAUUACCUCCAAGCCACCCCAAGACAACAACCAAUCUGAAGCAGCUAGCCAUGCGAAGACUACCGAAUUCACUGUCUUGUAUGAAAACCCGCGGCAAGAAACCCAACCUGAAACACCUCGACCUAUGACCCGAUCAUCCACAAGAAGCCAAAACGCCAAGUCAUCCAAGGAUGUUCAACUUCCAAAAGAAAAGUCCAACGCUACCAAAGAACCAUUGCCCCUGCCAAACGAACCGUCUCCCCUGCCAAACGAACCAUCAACCGAGUCCAAAGAAGCCACAUCAACCAAGGGGAAAAAAAAGGCAGGAGGAAGAAAGAUGAAGAAACAAGAGGAAACUCCAGAGGAUCGAAAACAAAAGGAGGAGGAAAGAAAAAGCAAAAGGGCAGCAAAGAAAAACAGUCCUUACAAAGAUCCACCUCCACCAGGGACUUUGUUAUCCAAAAUCUGGAAGAAAUCGGAAAGCCUGAGGAUGCACAACCUCUACUCAACCAUGCUGGAAAUGUCUCGAAAUCCCCAAUGGGAUUACAACCCUGAAUUAAUGGAACUAGUCGCCGACAUGGUCCAAUGGUCAGCAGGUGACACAGAGUGUGACGAAUUUUACGAAAUGCCAGAAUUAUUCACACCAUCGGUCGAGGCCAUCCAGGCGUUAGGAGUAGCUCAUGACCCAGAUUUCAGGCACUGCAUCAGUUCAAACCCCAGGUUACUGCAGCUGGGCGCUAGAGAUCCAUUCUUCAAGCGGGAAGUCUUCAACAUAGAGACAGUCAAACAAGCCGCAACAACCAACGGCUCCUUCAAGUGCGCCUCUUGGAAGAGUUUUUACAGUAUGAUGAUUCGAGUCGACGACCAAGACGAUUUCACAGAAGACCCAGAGACAUGCCGCGGCUUCCAAAGUGCUAUUCGAAAGCUACAUAGCCUCGCCAAAUCCUGUACAGAUAACCUCCACCUCUACCUGAAACCCAACCCCGUCAGCAAAGAAGAUUCCAUCCAUUGGAAGCAGGACACCCUGUUUGAAGCUGGGCGAUUCGUCAUUGGGCAGAUCAAAACUAUCCAAGCAGGCGCGGCAUCAACGGCGAAUACGAAUGGAAAUGGAAGGACAGCAAACGGAUUACUAGUACUUCAAAAGCGCAUCUGGGAGACAUUACUCUGCUGUCUCAUGAUGCAAAAUUCUUUUUUCAUCGAUUACCUAGAAGAGUGCAUCAAGAAAAAGCACUUCCCUGACAAUUCCUUGGAAGCUGCAGCUAAAAUGAGCGAAUACAAUCAAUAA